UGGCGAGAGGCGAGCAUGGAGUAUUUCAUGGUACCAGCUCAGAAGGUGCCCUCCUUGCAACAUUUCAGGAAAACGGAGAAAGAAGUGAUUGGAGGUCUUUGUAGUCUGGCCAACAUUCCUCUUACCCCAGAAACGGCCCGGGACCAAGAGAGGCGAAUUCGCAGAGAGAUCGCCAACAGCAACGAGCGUCGGCGUAUGCAGAGCAUCAAUGCUGGAUUCCAGUCACUUAAAACACUCAUCCCACACAGCGAUGGAGAGAAGCUCAGCAAGGCUGCCAUCCUACAACAGACGGCAGACUACAUCUUUACUUUGGAGCAGGAUAAGACGCGGCUGUUGCAGCAGAACAGUCAGCUCAAACGAAUCAUACAAGAGUUAAGUGGUUCCUCCCCGAAGAGGAGGCGUGCAGAGGAGAAGGAUGAAGGGAUUGGCUCGCCCGACAUCCUGGAGGAGGAGAAGACUGAGGACUUGAGGAGGGAGAUGAUCGAGCUGAGGCAGCAGCUGGAGAAAGAGCGGUCAGUCAGGAUGAUGCUGGAGGAUCAGAUGCGUUCCCUGGAUGCGCAGUUGUACCCAGAGAAACUGAAGGCGAUCGCCCAGCAGGUCCAGGAGCAGCAGGCCCAAACACAGAGCCUUGUUCGUCUGCAGCAGCACAAGCAGCUGGAGAGGGACCUUACUCCAGCCAACAGCCCACAGGUGUUGGCCCCGGCUACCCCUCCUGCACCCACACACCAUGCCACGGUCAUCGUCCCUGCACCUGUCCAACCUCCUCAACCCCAUCAUGUCACCGUGGUAACCAUGGGCCCGGCAUCAGUUAUCAAUACAGUGUCCACAUCUCGACAGAACCUGGACACCAUUGUUCAAGCAAUCCAGCACAUCGAGGGCACCCAGGGGAAGGGUUGUGUCGGCGAGGAAGAGCAGCGAAGGGCAGUCAUUGUCACUUCAGGUCGCGUCCUCUCCGACGCAGCGGGCUCAGACACCGCCUCAAACAGCGACGGGCCUGACGACUGUUCACUGCCCUGAGUUCAUCCCGGAUGUCUCGCACUCCAAACACUUACACCCAUACACAGAAAAGGUCCAAGCAGACCAGGGCUAUAGGAGGCUUCAAACCCACAGCACUCUUGUUCAGUGGACAUUAAUAGCGCUGGUAGACAGAUUGAAGCACUCACCUUUUUUUUUUUUUCCCCUUCUUUUUUUCAUUUUUAAUACACACUCUUACAUGUUGUACCGUGAUAGGCAGCUCAAAUAGGUUUACACUUAGACACUCAUACAUUCAGUCUCUUCUGUGUCUUUUCUCUGCUUAUCUCUAGCCCCCUGCUAUCUCACUCACAUACAAACUCAUGUCUGUUCAUUAAUCCGUAGGAAGGUUGUUAGAGCAACUAUUUCACUGAUUGAUCUAUAUGUGCUCCGUCAUACGGGAUACUAGAAUUUCGUAUGUCUGCUAAACGUCUCCAUUAACCACCCGGACUGUUCUCUUUAUUCGGCCCUAAGCCAUGUGACUGAUCUGUGAAUCAGGAGACAAAGUCAAUGAAGAGCCCAGCAGUGUGGCAUCAUCACCACCCAACAACACAGCAUUUUUGUUAAGAUGAACAUCCUUUAAACCUUCUCAUCCUGACCCAUCUGAGCUGUUUGGAGAGACACUGUGAGCUUAUAAUACAGUCUCAAAGUUACUCCUUUUAGGCUUCUGGAUGAAAGAUUGUUAUUUUACUCUUGUGAAGUCUGCUUUUUCAUGUGUUGUUUCUCUAAGGCUCCUACAGCCAGCAAGUUAAAUUGAUUGUACUGGAAGAACACACACACACACACAGAAAAGCACCAGGUUGACAGGAAUUUAAAAGCUGUUGUCUUGGCUGACUGGUGCUCACAGGAAAUGAAACGAAACUUGGGAGGAGAGAGUGCACUUACUGGUUCACAACUCUGUUCUUUCUUUUGUUUGUUUGUAACCAUUUUUACUGGGCUGGGUUCCCAGUAAUCCCGCAUAUGUAUUUGGCAUGUUUUUCUUUUUACUCAU
This is a messenger RNA of Xiphias gladius (swordfish), 2002 nucleotides long. RefSeq names its product transcription factor AP-4 (activating enhancer binding protein 4) (gene tfap4). The transcript is spliced from 7 exons. The coding region runs from base 16 to 1017 and encodes 333 amino acids. The record is from RefSeq and is a predicted model, not a curated record. NCBI's taxonomy places the organism in Eukaryota, Metazoa, Chordata, Actinopteri, Istiophoriformes, Xiphiidae. Gene Ontology annotation, cellular component: nucleus. Gene Ontology annotation, molecular function: protein dimerization activity; RNA polymerase II cis-regulatory region sequence-specific DNA binding; DNA-binding transcription factor activity, RNA polymerase II-specific. Gene Ontology annotation, biological process: regulation of transcription by RNA polymerase II.